AUGGACCCGGGUUGGGGGCCCCUGACCUCGGUCUUCGCGGCGGCGCUUGGCUGGGCCGGUCACUGCGCGUUUGGGGGCUGGCACGCUGCGUGCAGCCCGCCCGUGGAGGGCUCUCGCGCGGCGUGGGGCGGGGGGCCCGACGCCGCCGACUGCGCGUGCCCCGUGUGCACGUGCGACGAGGAGCUGCGGCAGCUCCUCGCCCAGCAGGCCGCCCUGGAGUGGUGGCGGCUGGUGGCGGCGGCGCUGGGCACCGUCGCGCUGCUGGCGGUGGUGCUCCUUGCGCUGCUCGGCCUCUGCUGUGCCGGGGCGCGCUGCUGGUGCUGCGGGCGUUCGGCGCUGAUGGCGCUCGGGCUGAAUGUGGACGAGCCGCAGGUGCUGGCGGUCAUCGAGGGCUACCCAGAGAACUGGCAGCACCGGCUCCUGCUGCGGCGCAUCAAGGAGUCGCGAUGGGUCGCCCUCGGCCCCGAUGGCGGGCUCGAGGUCAUGGACCUCGGCGGGUUCGAGCUGCUCCCCUUGGCGCGCGGCGCAGCGGUGCCGGCGCGGGUCGCGGGGGACUGCGCGAUGAUCUCGCCCCUCACCGACGGCGAGCUGCUGGGGCACCACGCGGCAGCGACGCGGCUGGCCGUCAUCAUGGGCGCGGAGGGCGUCCCAGGGGCGCCGGCCGCUGGCAGCGGGGUGUGCUGGCGGAUCGCGGACACCAGCGCGCUCGAGUUCGGGCAGGAGGUGCCGUCGGACGAGGUGGCGAGCGCUGGCGUCGUGAAGGGCGCCGUGGCCCUCGUCUACUGGGGCGAGCCGCGGCGGUGGCUGUUCGCGGAGCUGGUUCCCAGCGCCGAGUACGCCAGCUGGGAGCGCGACAAGCAGAGUGGAGCUGGGCGGGACCGCCGCCUCCUUCCAGCUCGUGGCAGCGACUUCGGGUCGGGGCUCGUGCCGCUCUCGCAGGCCGCGGACCACUUCCGCCCGACGGACUUGGCGAAGAUCGGCGACUUGGCCCCGCUCGGGGCGGGGGUGCACGGAGAGAGCGGGAUCGCGCUGGAGCACCGCAUCCACUGCCAGGUGCUGGCUCUGGCCCUGGGCUACGAUUGCCUGGGCGCCAGCAAUCUGGCGAGCCUCGAGCUGCUCGCGCGGCGCGUGCUGCAGAUCGAGCGCGCUGUGCGGGUGAACUCGAAGGCGCCGUCUUUCCAGGGGUUGGCCAAGAUGACGGAGCACGCGCUGGACGAGGGCGGCGGGCUGGUUACGCGGGAGUUCACGGCGCACGCGUCGGCGCUCGCGGAGCAGGAGGCCCGGGUCCUCAAGCGGAACAGGCUGCUGCGGGAGGAGCUCGCGGCGAAGGCCAAGGACAAGGCUUCCCUGCCCUUCCCCUUGGUCUCCAAGGGGUCGGGCCAGUCGUCGGCUCGCCGGCGAGUCUCCCUGUUCAACGACGUCGCGCAGUGCCCGGACCUCCUCGUUUCGGACGCUGCCGUGGCGCUGUCUGCUCUGCGGGAGGCGCAUCCGCGGCUGCCGCUCCUUCAUCGGCGCCGCGCGAGCAGUCUCGCUUUCGCGCGCCUCUCCCCUUGGCAACGCCAGGCGGUCGAGCGGCUGCGCGCCUCCUCCAGUCCGCUGCUUGCCGACUGGAGCGUACCCUCAGGCAAGGACGCUCUCGCGGACUUGCUUCACUCCGACGACCUCUAUGCCGUGGCGGCUGGCGCUGCGCUGGGGUCCUAUGACAUCGACAAGCUGAGGGUGUCGAGAUGUGACCUGGUCCCGAAGGACGUGGCUUCUGCCACGUCUCCAGCGGCCGCGAAGCUGAUCGACGCCCCGCACAUGCACAUCCUGAAGUCAGACGCUGAGCUCUGCGCUGACGUGGACUCGGGGGCGCUUCGCGGGCAGCCGUACUGGGGCCCGAUCCUCAGGGGCAGCCGCGCGAAGAAGCUGGAGUUCUUGCGGGCGCUGUCCACGGCAGGGCUGCUCACCUGGCGGCGGCGAGUUCGGUGCCGGGUCAGGUGCUUCUUCGUCAAGAAGAAGGACUCCAUGCUCCGACUGGUGAUUGACGCGAGGUGGGCCAACCGCAUGUGCCGCACCCCGCCGCUCAGCCAGCUGGCGGUGCUGGGGGCCCUGGCGAGGCUCUCGGCCAGCGACGAGUCCUUCCGCAUGGUCCGGGAAAGGCUCGGGCGGACGGCGCAGGCGGACCUCGACUCGCCUGGCGACGACGAGAUGGUGGGCUUCUCGAUCGACCUGACCGACGGCUUCUACCAGUUCAAGUGCGAGGCGCUCGCGUCCAUGUUCGGCCUGGGCUACACCGGCACCGCCUCGAGCAUCGCCGACGAGUUCGGGAUCGCGCUCGACGCCGUGUUCGACGAUGACCUGCAGGCCGUCGACCCCGUCGACCCGUCCGAGGUUCUCGAGGCCUGCUUCCUCGGGAUGGUCAUGGGGUGGUCGUGGUCGCUCUACUUCUGCAACGAGGCCAUCUCGGAGUGCAUGCGGGAGGCGGUGCGGGAGACUGGUCUACCCGAUGUGCUGGUCGGCGAUCGGCAACGGCCCGCAUGCUUUGGGCCGCGUGUGCCAGCCCUGGCGCCGUACGUCGACAACGCGAACAUGCUGGCGGUCGGGCGUGAUGAGGGUCGGCGUGUCUUCGACCUCGUGCUGGCCGCGCUGCGUCGGCGGGGGUUCGCAUUGCGGGACCACGUCGACGGGGGGCCGGUCUUCGAGUUCCUGGGCCUUGUGCUGGACGGGCCGCGGCGCCGCCUGCGCCACAGUCAGAAGCGAUGUUGGCGGCCGUGGUCGGCACUCGGCCGCGUCCUGACCCUGGGACGCCUGUCAGGCGACGCCAUGCGGGUGCUCUGCGGUCACCUUUGCCACCACUUUGGCCUGAGGCCGCCGCUUCUCUCUAUCCUGCAGAGGGUGUAUGCCUUCGCGCGCGAGCAGCUGGGCACGGUCGCCAGCUUGCCGUCCGACGUCUGGGACGAGCUGUGGGUCGCGCGGUCCAUGCUGCCCUUCGCGGACGCCGACCUGAGGCGGCCGCUGUGUCGGACCAUCUGGUGUUCUGAUGCCUCCCUGCUCGGGUACGCGCUCCACGAGACCAAGGUCGGGCUGGCCGAGGUCUUCGACGUGGCCCAGUGGAAGGAGAGGUGGCGUUUCCGCGAGGUGGUGGAGUACGUCGACCGCGGGCCCAGCGACGUGCCGGCUGCAGCGGUGAUCGGCCCAGACGCCGGUCAGGACUGGGCGACAGUGAUGGUGGGGGCUGUGCGGAAGGACACCCGCGCCCCCAGCGCGGCGGUGGCGGAGCCCUCCCGGCUGGGCGCGCCCUACCGGCAGUUCUGCCGGCUCCUCGCGCAGGAGCGCGGGCGGGCCUGCAACUACGCCCUCAACAGUUGCUGUCGGGAGGCCGCCGCGUGGCAGGUGGCGGCCGGAGUGGACUGGCGUCGGAGGUACGUCGACACCGACAGGAACCCCUCCGACAGGGACUCCAGGCUCGGCGACCGCGGGAAGCUGUCGCCCAGGGACACGGUCACACCGCACGGGCCAGGUCGCCACCGGGCUCGACGACGAGCUGAUGCAGUAUCGGACUUCCUGCAGCGCGACCUGGUCUCUGCGGCCAGGGCUACAGUGGCGCCGGCGACGCCCGAGCGGGGCCUCGCCGCCGAGGAGCGUCGCUGUGGGGGCGGGCCCGAGGCGGCGCAGCCCCCGGCUAGACGUCAGGCUGGUCGAUUUGUUUUAGAGCUUUCCGCAGGCUGCGCUCACCUGUCUGGUGCCGUCCUCCAGGCGGGGCUCGACGUGGCCGUGCCCUUCGAGUUGGAAAACGGUUCGCAGUUCGACAUCCUACGCCCUGGUACCCUGGGGCUCAUCAUCGAGUGGAUCCGUCAGGGCCGCGUCUGGUGGGUGCAUCUGGGGACUCCAUGCACGUGGGCCUCACAUGCUCGCUCUACUGGGUCUCCCGAGGCACCAGCGGCCCGUGCUGGGCUGAGCUGCGCUCUGGCAUCGGUUCGCAUACUCCGGGCCGUCCUCGCCGUCUCGAGCAAGUACAAAAUAUACGUCACCAUCGAAAACCCGAUCACGUCGCGGCUCUGGGUGUGGAGGCCCAUGCAAACCAUUCUCGACAAGUUGGGGUGCUCGUACAUCGACUUCGAUAUGUGCCGCUUUGGGACACCUUAUCGAAAGCCAACUCGGAUUGCGUCGACACUUCCAGGCCUGGAUCUCGCCAUUGGGGUUCGAUGUAAUUGCACGGCACCGCACAUCAUUCUGAAGGGCAAGGUCACACUCGCUAUGAUGAGCUUCGCCGCGGCCGCGGGCCCGCCUGGCGCUGGACUCACCUGGAGGCCGCCACCCGUGCUGGGACAGCGCCAGGGGUCCUACGUCCGCCUCGAUGCCCGACUGCCCUUGUCGUCGGCUGGGAGCGCGCCUCCAGAGCUUGGGGUGUCCGCGUCCCUGCCGAGCGGCGGCGCGUUGGACCUGGUUGCUGGUGCCGCCGCAGUGGCCAAGAGGAGGGCGGCUCACCGCGACGUGGCCGCGGUGGCCCCCGUGGGCACGACGGAGACGCAGCCCGCUCCGCAGCCGGCGGUGGCGAUGAAGCGGCCGGCCCCGUGCGGCGCGGCCUCGGUGGGGCCCGCGGCCAAGAAGGCGCGUCCCUCCGCCGCGACGCCGGCGGACCAGUCCCACGUGGAGCGGGCCAGCCGCCGCGCGGCCGAGGACGCGUCCCCCAGCGACCUGAGCCUGACGAUGCCCGAGCUGCGGUCGAUCGGCAAGGAGACCAAGGACCGCUACUCUGCGGCCUUCGAGGAGUUCCAGGCCUGGGCGGGCCAACGCGGGCAGUCGCUCGGGUUGGGCAAAGGGCCGAAUGUGCUCCCUCGCUGCCGCAGGUCGCUCCAGGGGUUCCGCCGGGACGACCCUCCAGUGUCCGAGGGCCCGUGCCCGCGCGAGGCAGCGGCGCUGGUGGUGUCGGCGCUUCUGAAGGACGGGCCCCUGCUCUCGGUACUCAGCGGCCUGGCGUUCGGCGUGCAGUACGACCUCUUCGCCAGGCCCUCGAAGACGCUGAACAUCCUGCGCGAGGACGUCGUGGCGCCGCGGACCGGGGCCUACCAGGGCGCGGCCGUGAUCGUGGCCCCGGGCCCCGUGCGCGCGGCUGCCGCGGAGGCUGCCUCGACGCCGACGGCAGUGCGCAAACGCCCGGCGGCGCGGCCAGCCAAGAGCGGCGAGUUCGACGACGCCGUCCUCGCCGGGCUCAAGGGCCUGGGCUUCGAGUUUGCCCCCGAGGUACUCCUGAGCCUGCAACGGUGCGCGCUCCCAGGCCAGCCGCUGUUCUCGCCGCUGACUCUGGGCGAGUACGAGCGCCACAUCCUGAAAGGCGCAGAGCUGGCCGGCCCCGACCCGCUCCGAGUGACCCCUCACUCGGCACGGCACGGCGGGGCCAGCUCGGCCAUGCACCUGCAGCUGCUCGACCUCAAGGUGAUCCAGAAAAGAGGCCGCUGGCUGGCGCCACGCAGUGUGAAGAGGUACGGGAAGAGUGGCAAGCUCCUGCGUCAGGCCGCGGCCAUCUGUCACAAGAUCCCGAUGGGCGCCGCACUCCUCGACCCAGCGAGUCGCGACUCGUUGAAGAAGCAGAUGCUGACCGCCGCCAAUUCCAUCCGUCGGUUAAAGGCGCAGGCUAACAUUUGA
Messenger RNA from Prorocentrum cordatum, 5628 nucleotides. The record is from the annotation of a GenBank genome assembly. NCBI's taxonomy places the organism in Eukaryota, Dinophyceae, Prorocentrales, Prorocentraceae.